GGCGGACGCUGAUUGUGGUCGGCAUUCUGGCUUAUGUGGAAAUUAUUCCAUUUUUGCCUAACUUCUUACCGUGCAUUACAUGAAACCCAAAUAUGUGGCACGAAGCGCGGAAACAGGAGCGAAAGCUCCGUGGCAUGAUGGUCGACUACAAGAAACGGGCCGAAAGGAGGAGGGAAUAUUAUGAGAAAAUCAAACUAGACCCUACCCAGUUUAUUCGCCUUCAUGGACGGCCAUGUAAAAUAAACCUGGAUCCUGCUGUAGCAAUGGCUGCUGAGGGACCUGGAACAAUGAUGCCGUGGCAGGGAGAUGCUCAUAAUCUGAUUGAUAGAUUUGAUGUUAGAGCACAUUUGGAUUAUAUUCCUGAAUAUAAUCAUUCACCGUUCCAAGACCUUGAUGCAGAAGAAAGAAAAUGCAACUAUGAACGUUAUAGAACACUAGUGCAAAGUGACUGGGCUGGAAUUACUGAAGAACAGUUUCUCUAUCAGAUUUACCUGGAUGAACUAUUUGGUGCCGAGAAGAAAAAGAAUGAUGACAAAGAAAGGUUGUCUAAGGAGAGGGUAUCCAUAGGUUAUGUCUAUGAUGAUAGUACUACUGCUAAUGCUGGAGGAGGAGAAGGCAAUGGUGGCGAUGAAGGAGGUGAUGAAGAGGAAGAUGACGAGGAUGAUGAUAGUGAUAUAGAUAUAGAUAUUGAUAUUGACAUUGAUGCCUUGAAUGAUGAGCAGACUGAAGAAUUAAACAUAACAGGUGUUAGUUAUGGGAUGAAUGCUUCAGAAUAUAUCAGGCAACUGAGGAAAGACAAGGAGGAGUUAGAAGCUUUGAAAAGAGCAAGAGAAGAGGAGGAAGAGCGAGCAAUGUAUUCUGGUAGAAAAUCUAGACGUGAAAGAAGAGCUCUGAUUGAGAAGAGAUUGAAAGGUAGAAAGAUCAGCCCUCCAAGCUAUGCCAGAAGAGAUAGUCCUACAUAUCAGCCAUACCAUCGCUCGACAUCAAGGUCAUCAUCACGUAGCCGCUCACGAACACCUGAGAAUGCAGGUGAAGUGAAAUUCAUUACUAGCUUUGGUGGUGAUGAGGACGAGCCAAAGACAACUCAGUCUAUCAUUGGACCCAUGAAUCGACCAGAAACCAAAGAGAAGCAAGAAAAAGUUACUGAAUCUCGUUACAAAUCCCGAAAAAGAACUAAGUCGAAUGGUAGCAGUAGUUCCUCUGGCUCAUCUUAUAGUUCAAGAUCAAGAUCACGAUCUAGAGAAAGAGAUCGAUAUAGAUAUCGAAAUCGACGAUAUUCCAGAUCACGGUCACGCGAGAGACGCGACAGUUACCGGCGUCAUCCAAAUGAUAGAUACAGCUAUCAUAGAAGAAAUUCUUAUCGUUCACAUAGUAGGUCACGCUCGCGGGAUAGACAUCGGCGCACUAGGUCGCGCUCGCCGAUACGUUCUGUAAAAAGAUAUUCACGAUCUAGUUCCCACUCUAGUCGUUCACGAUCCCGUUCUAAAGAUAGACAUGAUUAUUCCCAUGCAUAUGACCGAUACCGUAAGUCUUCAUAUUCAGAAACCAAGGCUAGGAUUGAUCGCAAAAUUGACAUAGAACCUCGGAGUAAGAUAAAAAGUGCAGAAAAGGAAUCAGUCUUUAAAAAAAGAGAAGAGCUCACUGCCAGAUUAAAAGUAUCCGAGGCAAGCAUUGGUAAAGCCCCUAGUGUUAGUGCUAGUUCUAGUGCUAGUGCUGCAUCCAAACCCAAACUUACCCCACAAGAAAAACUGAAAAAAAGAAUGCAGCUGGCGCUUAACAAACAAUAUAAAGCUGACAAGAAGAAAGAACGAAUUAAAAUAGAUGAGAAGGUACAAGAAAGAAUGGACAGGGAUGAAGAGUUGAGAGAGAUUUCCAGGAAGAUCAGAAGAAGAGAACGAGAAAAGCGGGAUAGAGAUAUGGACUAUGGUGGUAGAAGAAGCAAAUCAAGAUCACUUUCGCCAAAGAGAGAUUUGUGUUCCAGUCGAGAUGCUUCGUCUCGUAAGCGCCAUCGUUCGCGGUCACGGUCACAGUCGAGCUCCAGCACCAGCUCUCGCUCUAGCUCAAGUUCAAGCUCAAGUUCAAGAUCUCGGUCACAUUCACGAUCACCAGUGAGAUACAGAUACUAGAUGAUAAUCCAAUAAGCAAUACAGACAAAUAUUAGUUCUUCUGUACAUAUUACAAAUUUUUUUUUAAUUAUUUUAAGUUAGGACAACAAAUCAAAUAUUUGUCAACUAACAGUUGAACUUAAGACAGCAUCUACAAGCAAUGAACUAGGG
Messenger RNA from Saccoglossus kowalevskii, 2276 nucleotides. RefSeq names its product CLK4-associating serine/arginine rich protein-like. NCBI's taxonomy places the organism in Eukaryota, Metazoa, Hemichordata, Enteropneusta, Harrimaniidae. The record is from RefSeq and is a predicted model, not a curated record.